Molecule: messenger RNA, 1975 nt
Organism: Myotis myotis
Lineage: Eukaryota; Metazoa; Chordata; Mammalia; Chiroptera; Vespertilionidae
Gene: TREML1
Product: triggering receptor expressed on myeloid cells like 1
Exons: 6
Coding region: 776-1735 (319 amino acids)
Cellular component (GO): plasma membrane
Molecular function (GO): transmembrane signaling receptor activity
Source: RefSeq, a predicted model, not a curated record
AAGAAAGAAAACUUUAAAAGCCAGUAGUCGAAGGGAUGGAAGAAAAAGAUGAGGCUAUCUUCCAGAAAUCAGAAUGAAAUGGAUCACAAGAGAAGGAAAAUAAGAGAGAAAGGGUAUGAAAAUGAAUGCAUUAGGUUUCAUAUCCAACUAAUUAAGGAGUUCCAGAAAAACAUUGAGGGGGAGGGGAGAAAGAAAACGGGGGAGUAAUUAUCAAAGAAAUAAUGCACUUCCCAGAACUGAAGCCUUGGGGCCACCUUGAAAAGGUCUCCCAGCGGACCCAUCAAACAAGACAGGCCCCGCCCACAUCAGGUGGUGCUUCCUGUCCUGAGGUGGGACCCCAGGAGAAAGACAGUCGCCUGAGAGCUGGGGUGGGGACACUCACACAGAAUUUAGGACCAGAAGGCCUGGGAUCAUGGGCAGGACACUCCCUCCGUCCCUCCCAGCUCUGCAUCCUCAGAGUCUAUGUUUGGAAGACCCCAAAGUCAUCUUUCCUCCUUCCCUAAUGCCCUCCAGCUGCCUUCAUCCUCCUCCUCAUUCCUUAGCUGGGCCCAGCCUGCCCUGCCCAGCCCUGCCUUCGGGGUGAGGUCUGUUCCUGAGCCCUGAGCCAACCAGGGUUAGGAGGCUCCUUAUCCCUACCCAUGGAGGCCCCACCAGUGUCUGUCUCCCACCCCGUGGUCACCGAGAGCCCCAUGUGACAGAGGCAGAUGUUUCCUGCCCCAGGGGAGUGCUGUGUCAGUGCCCAGCAAGGCCCCAGCCAACAUCUCCCAGCCCAGCGAUGGGUCCCAACCUGCUCCUGCUGCUGCUCCUGGGACUAGCAGGCCAGGGCUCCGCUGGCAGCCUCCCUGAGGAGCUGCAGGCGCGGGUGGGCAGCUCCAUCCAGGUGCACUGUCACUACCGACCCCAGGAUGGCAGGGCUCGGAAAGUGUGGUGCCGGUUCUUGCCGGAGGGGUGCCAGCCCUUGGUGUCCUCAGCCGUGGACCGCAGAGCCCCAGGGCACAGCCGCACCUUCCUCACGGACAUGGGGAGUGGCCUGCUGCAGGUGGAGAUGACCUCCCUGAGGGAGGAGGAUGCCGGGGAGUACGGCUGCGUGGUGGAGACGGCCACUGGGUCCCAGACAGUGCACAGGGUGGCUCUGGAGGUCCUCCCGGCAGCUCCUGACCUGGCAGAGGAAGAGGAGGAAGAGGAGGAAGCAGAGUUAUACAAGGUUGGCAGUGAGACUGACGCCCCCUCCUCAGACCCCCUCGGCAGUGCCAGCCCUCUGGAGCCCAGCCCGCAUGAGAAGAGCAUCCCCUUCAUCUGGGGCUCUGUGCUCCUGCUGAGCUUGCUGGUGGUGGCGGUGGCGCUGCUCGCUGUGGUGGCCAGAAGGAAAGGGAACAGGCGUGGCGUCCCUGGCCAAUCCCACAGCAGCCGAGGUCCAGGCACGGCGCUCUCCUCGGUGGUCCACACCGAUGACUCUGGACUGGCUGCAGAUGUGCCCUCGGACGUACCAUACGUCAGGCUCGACUCGCCACCUUCCUUUGACAGCACCACCUAUAGCAACCUAUCUCUUGAGCCCCCGUCAAGGAAACCCCCAGCCCCAGCCCCAUCCUCAUCGCCCCCUCUGCCUCCUAAGGUCCUGAGCUGCUCCAAGCCUGUGACGUAUGCCACGGUCAUCUUCCCUGGAGGGGACAGGGGGGGAGGGCCCUCCCGGGAGCCAGCGCGGGAUCCUCCCCAGGGCCAGGCUCCGCCCAGCUGAGCUGCUCACCACACUGUGUGCUCACAGAGACCAUCAGGGUUCUUUCUGUGCGCCCACCAGCCAGCCCGUGCCCUGCAUCCUCAGUGUGUCAGAGCAAUUAGGGACUUUAGGGUCCAAUCUAAUGUUUAGACUUCUGACCUGCAAAGUGAUGACUGGUGUGACCGGGUGUCUUGGGGGAGCCUCCCACGCUGGCACCUCUGCCAUUACACCACUGGGCUAAAUAAACUAAACGAUGAUCUA